Glycine soja is the source of this 2151-nucleotide messenger RNA. RefSeq lists its product as uncharacterized. Bases 797 to 1711 code for a protein of 304 amino acids. The record is from RefSeq and is a predicted model, not a curated record. The transcript is spliced from 7 exons. NCBI's taxonomy places the organism in Eukaryota, Viridiplantae, Streptophyta, Magnoliopsida, Fabales, Fabaceae.
CUCAAUUAUUUUUUGUUCUAUUUAUCAUCUUUGUAGCAAAAAUAUUAAUAGGUGGUCACAAAGUUGUAUCAGUCGACCGGAUUUGAUUCCUAAACUGUGCGGUGAUAGCUUGUCAAUCGACAUUUGCUAUCCAUGUGUAUAUAUUUUAUCACAAUUUCAACCCUUGAUUUUCCAAUUAAGGAUUAUCACUCCACACUGUAUCCUCUGAAGUGUACUUUAGAGAUGUCCAAUCGAAGAUAAGGUUUUAUCUUAUGGUGAUUCCUUGUAAUCAACUCACUUAUCUCAAGGGUAAGUAGUUUUGAAUAUGAAUUCCUCACCUUGAAUGUUGGGGCCACUAGCCUAUUAAAUUUUGGGAGACUUGCACACCACGCAGAUAAGUUCUGAUCAUAGUGUGAAGUCUCACACAUCUCAGGCUGUUUUUGUUCGUGAUCAAUUGAGCUCAUGAGUUCGAGAUUGGGUCGUGGUUUGUGAUAAUGGACAGCUACAACACCCUCCCCCUCCCCACACACACAUCCCCUAAAUUUUUUACCUACUCAGUAAGAAAACCCAUGAUGAGUGACUAAUGAACCUCUGCCAGCAUGCAUACUGAAGUCUUACUGUCUUGGCCAUACAUGGGAUCAAUGACUAAAGACAAAUAACAGCAAGAGGAUACAUAUUGCGAAGGGUGUCGCAGAGGUUCUUCCCAGACAAAGCCACAAUUCUUGCUGUUGAUAUUCUUAACGAACUUGUUGAGGUGCUGAAAAUCAGGCCUUGCCCCAUUGUUUUUGCAUCCUUUUCAGGCGGUGCAAAAGCUUGUAUGCAGAAGGUUCUUCAGAUAAUUAGUGGCAGCUCUGAAGCUCAUAAUAUGGAUGACUACCAGCUAGUUAGAGACUGUAUUUCUGGCUAUAUUUAUGAUUCCAGCCCAGUUGAUUUUACCAGUGAUUUGGGUGUUCGAUUUCUUCUACAACCAAGUGUUUUAAAAGUGUCCCAUCCACCAAGAUUUGCUUCAUGGGUUGCAAAUGGCAUAGCCUCUGGUCUUGAUUCUCUUUUCCUCAGUAGAUUUGAAUCACAGCGUGCAGAGUAUUGGCAGACACUUUACUCUACCAUUAAUAUGCAGGUCCCGUAUCUCAUUUUAUGUUCAGAAAAUGAUGAUCUUGCUCCUUUUCAAGUUAUUUCAAAUUUUUUCCAAAGACUAAAAGACCUUGGUGGAGAUGUCAAGUUGUUAAAAUGGAGUGCUUCUCCUCAUGUAGGUCAUUUUUGGCAUCAUCCAAUUGAUUACAAGGCUGCUAUCACUGAGAUCCUUGGCAAGGCUGUUGCAAUUUAUCAUUCCAAAAAUAGUCGAAUUGAAGAUGAGAAACUGGGUAUGGAAGGAACAAAAGAUGAGAUCACAGAUCCGUUCUCUGGAUUGAGGAAAGCGACAAUGUCCUCAACUAGUUUUCAGGGUUUUGCUCUUGCUCCAAGUGAUAAUUUGUCUUCUAGUUCAACGGAGUAUUACGUGGGUAAGGGUGUUGGCACCAUAGCAGAUGAACGCAAAGGAGGGUUUAUUCAUCUCCCGAGCCGUCCGAGCAUCAAUGCAAAUGGGGUUCUUGGCCAAAUAUUGUUUGAUGUUUGUGUACCCAAGAAUGUUGAGGAUUGGGAUAUCAGGUCAAAUUCCAAGAAUGCACCAUUAGCAGGUACAAGGAAGCAUGUUCCAUUUAAUCCUAUAAAAUGCAUUCGGCGUUCAAGGUUGUAAGAUUGUUGACUGACAAAAGCCUCAGGAAAAUUAUGCUUGGAAGGUUGGUGUUUUCUUCAAGGUUCAAAAUUUUUAAGGAGAUCCAAUGGGCACGAGAGAUGUGUAGUAGUAUUAUUACCUUAAGUAAGAGGCAAACGGACUAAUAACUUACCACCUUAGCUGUUCUUUUAGCACUUUGGACUUAGUAAUGUGAUUGAGAAGCUUGCCUUUUUCUUAAUGUAAAUUGUACAUAUACUUCAAUGGAGAAAAGAAAAAUGUUUUAACUAAGAUCACUAUGACAAGAAUAUAGGUGGAAUUAUAAUUGUAGCCCCACCCAAAUUCUGUUCGUAAAGAAAGUAAUCCUAAUCACUGCUUCUGAGCUCAAUAUCAACCUCGGUGUUCAGAAUCAAGGGUUGUUUGACGUGUUGAAUAAAUGGAAUGCUCCUCGAUCUUGUUCAGCA